AUGCACGUCGACGUCUCCCCCAGCGAGGUAUCUUCCUCCAUCAUUUGGAUCGCUUUAUUCUGUUUUCUUCCUCUGCUGAUCCUUGUUCGUCGCCAAUUUGCAAACCCGCGUCCCCGAGGAUGUCGCCGGUUGGGUCUGUCGCCAGGCCAGAGCAAUCUGCGUGAUGAAUUUGAUCCCAAGUAUGCCGAGGGCGUACCCAGCGUCCACGACAACGGCCGAGCCUGGCGCGUCAAGGCGUUGUUUACGUACCCACUAAAAUCGUGUGGCGGGAUUGAACUGCAGGCGUCGGAUGUUGUCCCGACUGGGCUCGCAUUCGACCGCCAAUUCGUCUUUGCCGAGCACGGCGCCGACGGAUGGACCUGUCGGACACUGCGCAAUGCUGGGUUCAACCGCAUGGCCCUGAUCCAACCAGAGAUCUGGGUGCCUGACCCAUCUGCCCCCGACUACGAUGUGGCUCUGCCCGAGGUGCAGUCACAGGGCGUCAUGGUGGUCUCGUACCCUCGUCUCCCACCAGCUAGAUGGAUUGGAUGGUGCGUGCGACUCGGCAUGGCGCUCGGUGUACUACAGCGCCGACACCAGUUUAACCUGCCACUCCGUGCCGACUCGGAGUGCCGACUAGUGUCAGUCCGGAUCUGGAAAGACAAGCCUCUAGCUUACGACUACGGCGCGAAGCUGCCGGCCUCUCUGCACGCCUACCUAGGAUCCGACCCAACAAAUACACAAUUGACACUCUUCCGUGCAAGUUCACGCCAUUCGCGCGAGAUCUUCCGCAACGCGCCUCGCAAAGCCAGCCUGGGGUUCCAACCCAACACAGCCUUUGCCGACGCCUACCCGAUUCACCUGCUCAACCUGACCAGCCACCGCGACGUGGCAGCCCGGUGCGCGUACGCGAUCCCGCGGCUGAGUAUCCGCCGUUUCCGCGCCAAUAUCAUUAUCCAGGGCCCCGCCGCAUUCGCCGAGGAUCAUUGGAAGCGCAUUGCGGUUACCGGUACUGAGAUCUAUGCUGCGUGCCGUGCCGUCCGGUGCCGUCUACCCAAUGUGGAUCCGCUCACGGGCGAACGCCAUCCUGCUGAGCCGGACCGCGCGCUGAAGGCGUAUCGGCGCAUCGAUGAUGGAGAUCGCACUAAUGCGUGUCUGGGGUUGCAGCUCGUGCCAGCUCGAGAGGAGUUUCGGGUUUGCGUGGGGGAUGUUGUUCGGGUCCUGGAGACGGGCGAGCAUCGCUAUAUCAAGAUGUUGGCGCCUGGGGAGCGCGUUGAGGGGGUCUAG
Penicillium alfredii is the source of this 1266-nucleotide messenger RNA. Its product is annotated as MOSC domain protein. Gene Ontology annotation, molecular function: catalytic activity; molybdenum ion binding; pyridoxal phosphate binding. The transcript has a single exon. The record is from RefSeq and is a predicted model, not a curated record. Lineage: Eukaryota; Fungi; Ascomycota; Eurotiomycetes; Eurotiales; Aspergillaceae. Bases 1 to 1266 code for a protein of 421 amino acids.